AUGGAAUAUAGUGAAAUUUUAAGAACAUCAAUGGAUAUAGAAGAAGAAAAGCGAGAAAAUACAUUGGUUUUAGAUACCAUUAAAAACUUGGAAAAUGACAGAAAAUGUUGGAGAUUAGUUGGAGGUGUUUUAGUAGAAAGAACUUUAGGAGAAGUAGUUUAAUCAUUAAAGGAAAAUGUCGAAGUUUUUGACAAAACAGGAAUUACAUAUUAAACUGCUUUAUAAAAUAAAGAAAAGGCUCUAUUGGAAUUCGAAAACUAAUAUAAUUUGAGACCUAAUAGAGACAAUUUCGGUAAAAAAGAUGACGGAACUAAAAAAACAUCGGUUUUAGCUUGAUUAAUUAUUUAUUUUAUUUUUCGAAAAGAAAUUAUAUAUAUAAAUAAUUUAUUUAAAAUGAAAAAUGAUAAAUUAUUUCUGUUUUUUUUUUUA
Messenger RNA from Ichthyophthirius multifiliis, 429 nucleotides. Its product is annotated as prefoldin subunit 2, putative. The transcript has a single exon. Gene Ontology annotation, cellular component: cytoplasm; prefoldin complex. Gene Ontology annotation, molecular function: protein folding chaperone. Lineage: Eukaryota; Ciliophora; Oligohymenophorea; Hymenostomatida. The record is from RefSeq and is a predicted model, not a curated record. Gene Ontology annotation, biological process: protein folding.